Messenger RNA from Lineus longissimus, 1521 nucleotides. Its product is annotated as bifunctional peptidase and (3S)-lysyl hydroxylase JMJD7-like. Gene Ontology annotation, molecular function: 2-oxoglutarate-dependent dioxygenase activity. The transcript has 8 exons. Bases 72 to 983 code for a protein of 303 amino acids. NCBI's taxonomy places the organism in Eukaryota, Metazoa, Nemertea, Pilidiophora, Heteronemertea, Lineidae. The record is from RefSeq and is a predicted model, not a curated record.
UUGCCCUUCAUAAACUUUGUGACAUAUCAAAUUUCUCGAUGUUGUAAUGUAGUACAUAUUCAAAGAUCGUUAUGGAGGAUGCACUCAAUACAUUGGCCCAGGAAGCACAUGAGCUUUAUCUGGACCCGCUUGUGCCAAUUCUGGACCAUGUUCCGACUGCCCUUGAAUUCUAUCGAGACUGGGUUGCACCAAACAAGCCGGUGUUGAUAAAAGGAGUCUUCGACGACUGGCCGGCUUUGAAAUGUUGGGAUGUUGAAUACCUCAGGGAGAAGAUUGGUUCAAAAGAGGUGACAGUGACUGUUACGCCAAAUGGUUAUGCGGAUGCAGUCUCCGAGGGAAAAUUCAUCAUGCCUGAGGAGAGAUCGAUGAAGUUUGCAGGCUUUCUUGACAUUAUUGAACGGAAGUCGAAGCCAGCUGGUGUAUAUUACAUCCAGAAACAGAAUUCAAAUUUCACUGAGGAGUUCCAAGAAAUAGCUGCUGAUGCUGGUUUGGAAAUUCCGUGGGCCACUGAGGCAUUUGGGAAGAAGCCAGAUGCAGUCAACUUCUGGAUGGGGGAGGAGAAAGCAGUAACAUCAAUGCACAAGGACCACUAUGAGAAUCUCUACUGUGUCAUCCAUGGAGAGAAGCAGUUUAUAAUUAUACCUCCAACGGAUCAACCGUUUGUGCCUUACGGUGAGUACCAAGCUGCCAAGUAUGUCGUCCAUGAAGAUGGCAGUUACGAUGUUGUCGAUGACAUGGAGACUGGUAAGGUUCCAUGGAUUCCAGUCGACCCUGAGACUCCAGACUUGGAGAAAUACCCAAAAUAUAAGAGAGCCAAGCCAUAUGUAAUCCGAGUUGAAAAAGGCGAAACGUUGUACCUUCCCUCACUAUGGUUUCAUCAUGUGAGGCAGUCGCAGGGAUGUAUUGCAGUUAACUUCUGGUACGACAUGGAAUACGAUAUCAAAUAUAACUAUCACAAGUUCGUGGAGGGUUUACUCAGAUAAUAUAAGACUGUAAGUGUCCACACAACUGGAAGACUGCCGAAUGGGAAAGGCCAGAGGAAUUCGAGGAUGUGUCAUCACCAAGAGGCCUGUAUUGAUAGUGAAUCCUUUUCGUGUAUCUUGUUAUUGUAAAUAUAGUGAAACCUCUCAAUUAUUUACACUCUUAGAAGUGAUAGAUGCUAAUCUUAACCCUUUAAGUAACUGCCGAAUAUUUUUAAUUAAAUUUUAAAACAUUUCCGAUAACCGGUUAGCUUGAAACAGAGAAGAGUUAGAUUCCACGAAAAUCACCUUAAAAACGAUAUACUACCUGCACCUCUGGGGCGCUUAUACAAUACCCUGGCAUUUGUCAUCCGUUAACAGAGCACGUUUGUCACUGCUAGGGCUAGAUGGCUAAAACUUGGUGUAAUGGUAGCUUUGGGCAAUAUGCGCAGACAUAUUUUUCUUUUUCGCGAUAAGACCUAUUUUCUGGCCUCCAGGCGGCGUCUUGGAAAUUGGAAAUUUUUAUGGUGCGUGUAUUUAAUAAGGUUAAAUGACAUAUCAC